GGUGGACGCUCCAGGCUUGCCAGGGCCUGCUAGCAGUGCAUACCGGCUUGGAAGCUGCACCCAGCUCAUCGGAUCCGGCUUUUUCCACGCGCGGACCCUGAACCGGGGAUUCCCAGCCAUGAGUGUAGGUUUCAUCGGCGCGGGCCAGCUGGCCUGUGCGCUGGCGCGGGGCUUCACGGCCGCAGGCGUCCUAUCGGCUCACAAGAUAAUAGCCAGCUCCCCGGAAAUGGACCUGCCCACCGUGUCCGCGCUCAGGAGGAUGGGUGUGAAUCUGACCCGAAGCAAUAAAGACACCGUACGGCACAGUGACGUUCUGUUCCUGGCUGUGAAGCCGCACAUCAUCCCCUUCAUCCUGGAUGAGAUUGGGGCCGACGUGCAGGAGAGGCACAUCGUGGUCUCCUGUGCAGCCGGUGUCACCAUCAGUUCUGUGGAGAAGAAGCUGAUGGCAUUCCAGCCAGCCCCCAAAGUGAUCCGCUGCAUGACCAACACACCUGUGGUGGUGCGAGAGGGGGCCACGGUGUAUGCCACAGGCACGCAUGCUCUGGUGGAAGACGGGAAGCUACUGGAGCAGCUGAUGAGCAGUGUGGGCUUCUGCACAGAGGUGGAGGAGGACCUCAUUGACGCCAUCACAGGGCUCAGCGGCAGUGGACCUGCCUAUGCAUUUAUGGCUCUGGACGCCCUGGCAGAUGGUGGGGUGAAGAUGGGCGUGCCACGGCGCCUGGCUGUCCGACUGGGAGCUCAGGCAUUGCUGGGAGCAGCUAAGAUGCUGCUGGAUUCAGAGGACCACCCAGGCCAGCUCAAGGACAACGUCUGCUCCCCUGGGGGGGCCACUAUCCAUGCCCUGCACUUCCUUGAGAGCGGGGGCUUCCGCUCUCUGCUCAUCAAUGCGGUUGAGGCCUCCUGUAUCCGAACAAGAGAGCUGCAGUCCAUGGCUGACCAAGAAAAGGUCUCCCCUGCUGCCCUUAAGAAGACCCUCCUGGACAGAGUGAAGCUGGAGUCACCCACAGUGUCCACGCUGGCCCCGCCCAGUCCAGGGAAGCUCCUCACGAGAAGCCCCGCCCAGGGAAGCAAAAAGGACUGAGGAGUACUCCGUGGGUUGUCCCUGUCCCCUGCAGUGCAGGGAGGGGCAGGCUUAGGCCUGGGCUGAAGGCUGCGUGGAUCUGUUUACUUGGUGGCACUGAGUCCUUCUCUUGUCCCACAGCAGAAGGUGCUCUGAAGAGACAGCUGAUGCCCACGCCAGGUAGUCCUUCACGCCUCUCUGAGAGAGGUGGGAGGCCUGAGUUAGCACCCCCCUCAGCAGAUCUGUGAACUUUAGUUAGAUCCCAGGAGUGGUUCACUUUGACCUCAAGGUGAGAGGAGAGGAGACGACAGGGAAGGCCAAUCCUCUGAAUUAAAAACAUGUAGAAGAAGCAAGUGACUUACUGUUGCCGUUGGAAGUGUGGGGAAUUCCACGAGGCAUUUGCUUGACUCUGGGUUCACAGAUGUCCCAAUACAAGGAUAUAUUCACUGCUAGGUCUAGCUGCUUUAAUAAAGAUUUUAUUUAUUUUUGA
Molecule: messenger RNA, 1550 nt
Organism: Onychomys torridus (southern grasshopper mouse)
Lineage: Eukaryota; Metazoa; Chordata; Mammalia; Rodentia; Cricetidae
Gene: Pycr2
Product: pyrroline-5-carboxylate reductase 2
Exons: 7
Coding region: 119-1081 (320 amino acids)
Biological process (GO): L-proline biosynthetic process
Molecular function (GO): pyrroline-5-carboxylate reductase activity
Source: RefSeq, a predicted model, not a curated record